Electrophorus electricus (electric eel) is the source of this 3834-nucleotide messenger RNA. It is a transcript of the gene niban2a, whose product is annotated as niban apoptosis regulator 2a. The record is from RefSeq and is a predicted model, not a curated record. NCBI's taxonomy places the organism in Eukaryota, Metazoa, Chordata, Actinopteri, Gymnotiformes, Gymnotidae.
GUUCAGACAUGAGUGCGCUCUUGCACGGGUUUGAGCGCGCGGCGUCACAAUAGGAACGCGUUCCUGCGUUAUCCUCCCGUCUCGCGCACGCAGAACCUCGCCAAAAGCCGAUGUUAGCGCAGGCUCGUGGGACCUGAUUUGGUUGGAUCGCUUUGGGGAUGUUUCCUCGGAAGGUGUCGAGGAGAAAACGUGCAAAUAAAUUUUGUGUUUUUUAAGUCCCCCACCCCAGUUGCCGUUCUUUUCUUUUUUUCAAAAGACUAUUCUGUUUUUGUUUUUGUUUUUUUUCUUUUUUGGUUACGGUUACUUGUUGCCAUGGGGGAUGUGAUUUCUACCCACUUGGAUGAGGAAAGGCGAGGGAUAAUUACAGCAUGUACCAGGCAAGUGAUGGAGGAGUUCGGGAGGGUGUACAAGCAGCAGUAUGCGGUGGCGCUCUUUAACAGUGUGCGCUUCGAGAUCGAGGGGGGAGCGAGUGGCCAGUCCCAGCUCCUCCACCGCAGUGAUCCACUACAGGACAAGUCCAUCUUCUCUGGAGACCUGUUUCAGUAUCUGGAGGAGAACAAGAAAUGGCGGAAUCGCUUCAUCUACGUGGCUGACUCUUACAACAUCAGUUACUAUGAAAACAAGUUGGCCCAUGACAGAGGCCUCCAUCCCAAAGGUGUGAUCAGCUGUGCUGGGUACAAAGUCCUGAGUUCCAUGCAGGAGUAUCUGGAGUUGCUCAGCCACUCUCUGCCUGGUGUGAGGGCGAAGGCAGGCGACUCGCCCUUUCUGAAGUGUGCCUCCCCCUUCCUGCUCGUCCUGUGGCACCCCUACGCACGGCAUCACUACUUCUCCGUCAGGACUGAGAAGGAGCAGCAGAAGUGGCUUGCUGUCUUCCAGGACUGCGUCCGGCAUGCCAACAGCGGUCUACCAGAGGAGAACAGGGUGCUGACGCCAACUUUUACAGACUCCAUACGACUCUACAGGCAAGGCAAGGGACACUACGGCACCUGGGACAUGAUGUGUGGAGAUGCAGCACGAAUUCUGGCAAACCUCGUGAUGGAGAGUCUGUACGUGGAGCUCAGGUCACUGAUUGGGCCGCGUCUGAAGGGCAAGCUACCCCAGAGGCAGAGGGACUGGAUGCUGAUCUCGGACGCCAUGUACAGGCAGGUGAUUGCUCAUACACAAGUGCAGUAUGAGGCACUGGUCCAGGCCGCUGAGGUAGAGCGCCCCAGUCUGGAUGCUGCUUUCCGCAAAGACAUGGACCAGAUCAUCGCCUCCAAAGAGCAAGUGUAUGGAAGGAUCCGGGCAAUGAUGCACACGCGGUUGGAGCAGGUCCUUAGGACCAGUGUGCAGCCCUACAUCACCUCCAUGCUGGAGGAUCUGAUGGAGCCAGUGAGCAGAGGCUUCUACGAGGUCAGGGAUGUCCUCUUCCGUGAACUUGUGGACCUCAGCAAGAACACUCUCAAUGAUGGCGGCGCGGAGGCCCUGGGGAAGCACAUGGAGAGGCUCUCCAUGCUGGCCUUCCACCCCGUGAAGAUGCGGAGCUGUUACGAGAAGGUGGAGCAGCUGAGUCUGGAAGGCUUGCAGAAGAGGUUUGACGUGUCCAGCCCUUCUGUGUUCACACAGAGAGCUCAGAUCCUCAUGAGAGAGCAAAUGGACAAUGCCGUGUACACGUUUGAGCAGCUGCUGCACCAGAGUCUUCAAGGACAGUCAAGAGAGCAGGUCUACAAGACUGUCCAGUGCUGUCAGGACCGGGUACUGAAGAAGUACGACUAUGACAGUAGCUCAGUGCGCAAGAACUUCUUUAAAGAAGCGCUUCUGCAGCUCAUCGUCCCCUACAUGCUGAAACAGCUCUAUCCAGCCUACGCGGCUGACCUGCCUAGAUUCAGAGAGCUCAUCUUUGAGGACUUCUCCCGUUUCAUUUUGGUGGAGAAUGUCUUUGAGGAGGUCAUACUGCACUCUGUCACCAAAGACAUCAUGACCGCGGUGAAGGAAGCAGCUGUCCAGAGGAGGCACAACCUAUACAGGGACAGUAUGGUGCUGAACAACAGUGACCCCAACCUGAACCUGUUGGAGGAAAACCCUAUUGACUGGGCCAGCCAGUAUGGAGGAGGAGAGGGGCACACCAGGGGAGCGAACAGGAAACACAAGCAGAUCGUCUCCAUGAUCCAACUGGAUGGCAUGGGACCAGUGCCUUACGGCUCGUGCAUGGAAGUGCCUGGGGUGGAAGAGAUUCCUGAGGAGAGCGAGAGGCAGUUAGCAGAGGAGCUCCAGGAGAAGCCCCUGGCCACAGCAGGGGAUCUCCACAGGCAGCCCCUUACCCCUACGCAGCAGACAGCGCCGAAAAGUCCAGGCUCGCCUGAAAGUGUGGAGGAGAUCCGUCAGCUGAUCAGUCCUGUGCGGGAGGUGGUUGUGCCCCUCUCAGAGGAGGGCGAGUCGGUGCUAAGCAGAGAGAUGGUCCCUUUAGAGGAGGGAGAGCAAAUAAAGGCCAUCACCUCUGUAAAGGAGGUGUUGGUGAGGAACUCUGCAGUUGCAAGCGCGAUUCAAGAGCUGGACACGGCAGUGCUGGGGGAGGAUGAUGGCGAGGGACUGGUGGAAUAUGCCGUGGACUCUGAUGUGGAACUGGGCCAGCCCUUCACUGGCUCCGGGCCUCAACACCAUGACGACAGUGGAUUUCAAUCUCCGACCAAUGAGCACGGGGAGGAAGAGAAGCCUUGGCCAAUCGCAGGGAGGUAUAAGGCAGGAGCAGCGGUGGUGGAUCCUGGGCAGGUGAUGGUGACACUGGAGCAGGAGAGUUGUAUCCUAUGAGUCCAAACCAAGCGUGAUGAUUGGAGAAACUACAGGAGAUGAGUUGGAGGUUAUAUCAAGAGAUUUAAAUUAGGACCAAAAAAACCCAUUUCUUUAAUUUUAAACUGAAGAUUAAAGAUGGGUUUUGUUUAUUUUUGUCUUGAUUGUGUCUCAGCUGACCGUUUUAUGAUUAGGUUUGCAGACAGCCAAUCAAGCAUUGUCUUUCAUUUUAAAUAGAGUCAAUCGUCUCUUUUUUGUUUGUUUGUUUUUCGGAUAAAGUUUAGGAGGUUGAAUUAUGAGUCAAUAUGAAUUUUCUUUUUUAAUAUUUGUAUAAAUAACCUCUCUUGCUUUGUUUGACUUCUCCUGUUCUUUGACUCAAAUUACAGAUUUUGUUUUCCAUGUAAGUAUGAUUUUAGAGGGCUGACCUAGUUUAGAACCUAAUCUUUACACUAUCUUGUUGUUGAGGGAACCAAAUGAAAUCUGCAGUAUAUUGAGUUUUUCUUUGUUUAGACAAUGGAAUAUGAGCAUAUUCCAACAUUAAUCAUUAUCUGAGUAUUUCAAUACAAGAAGAAAUGAACAAUGUUUUUGGUCUUGAAAUAGAAUUUUCUUCUUUUUUUUUUUUACACUAGUGCUUCUAUAUGGAGUUGUUUCAGUUCUUAGUGAAAACUGCCAUGCUGGAAGAAUGCAUUCAUAUUUUGACCUUUUGUGUAGCACCAAACAACUUAUCUUUCCGUUCCUCCAGUAGUUAAAUUUUUGCAGUGAGCCAUGACUCAGGUGCCUUCAUGGGGCUGGUUUCAGCUCGCUCCACUCUGUGUACCUGCAGAUACUGGUAUGUUCAGUCAGGCUUCACUUUUGUUUUGGUUUGUUUAACUUAGUUCUUCUGUUCAAUCACUAAAGUAGCAAUGAUCCUUCACCAGCCCAGUUCAUGGCUAAUGAACAGAGAAAUUCCCUUUUUGGCAAAGUAUAGAUUCAGUAUAGGCAUUUUUAAAAUUGUAUUUAAAAAAAAAAACCUUCAAUCCUAUUUUGGUGUCCAUGAAAAGCUUAAUAAACAAGCUGUUCUUUCUUUUA